Solanum verrucosum is the source of this 945-nucleotide messenger RNA. RefSeq lists its product as uncharacterized. Lineage: Eukaryota; Viridiplantae; Streptophyta; Magnoliopsida; Solanales; Solanaceae. The record is from RefSeq and is a predicted model, not a curated record. The transcript has 2 exons. Bases 1 to 945 code for a protein of 314 amino acids.
AUGCCUGGGUAUGCGAAAUUUAUGAAAGAUUUUGUGACCAAGAAGAGGGCCAUCAGUUUUGAGAAUGAUGAGAGGUUGAAAAAUUGCAGUACUAUUGCUACUAGGUCACUUGUGCAGAACAAAGAGGAUCCUGGAGCUUUCAUUAUUUCUUGUACCAUCGGUUUGUUGCACUUUGAAAAGGCUUUGUGUGAUAUUGGUGCCAGCAUCAAUUUGAUGUCAUUGCCGAUCUACAAAAAGUUGGGUUUAGGGGCUCCAAAACCAACUGCAAUGCGUCUACCUAUGGCCGAUAGAACUGUGAAGAAGCCCAUUGGUGUUCUCCAAGAUGUCCUUGUGAAAGUGGAGUCGUUCAUUUUUCUGGCGGAUUUUGUUAUACUUGAUUGUGAGGUUGAUUUUGAGGUUCCCAUCAUCUUAGGGAGACUAUUCCUUGCUACUGGGUCUAAGAAACAAGAAAGUGAUCUGAAGUCAGUAUCAGUGGUGAAUCAAAUUAUGGAGCGAGGUUCGAAAGUGUCUACUGAAGAAAGGUUGGGUGUUGAUGCACUGGCAGCGGUAGUGACGAAUUUUGAGGGUGAUGGUAGUGAAGACUAUGAUGAAUUAAUUGCCGCAUUUGAUAGGUUCAAAUUCCGUUCCAAACCAACAAAAUUGGAGCUAGAUAUGAAGAAUCGCGACUCUCCACCUGCAAAACCAUUUGUGGAAGAAGCUCCAAAAUUGGAAUUUAAGGCUCUACCAUCGGAUUUGAGGUAUGUAUUCUUGGGAAUAGAUGGCAAUUUACCGAUAAUCAUUGCGGAUUUGAGUGAGGUACAAGUAGAGACAUUGGUUUCUGUGUUGAAGAUGUUGAAGCGGGCUAUUGAAUGGACUAUUACAGACAUUAUUGGGUUUCCUCCUGGCAUUGUUCUCAUAAAAUCCAACUCAUGCCGGACAACAAGACAAAUAUUGAGCACCAAAUAA